This is a messenger RNA of Alligator mississippiensis (American alligator), 8461 nucleotides long. It is a transcript of the gene LRRK1, whose product is annotated as leucine rich repeat kinase 1. NCBI's taxonomy places the organism in Eukaryota, Metazoa, Chordata, Crocodylia, Alligatoridae. Gene Ontology annotation, biological process: protein phosphorylation. Gene Ontology annotation, molecular function: protein kinase activity; protein binding; ATP binding. The record is from RefSeq and is a predicted model, not a curated record. The transcript has 35 exons. Bases 290 to 6403 code for a protein of 2037 amino acids.
ACACGCCCGGCCCGGCCCGGCCCGGCCCGGCCCGGCGCGGCGGGGAGGAAGCGGGGCUCUUCCGUGGGCGCGCCGCCCGGCUGCCCGGCCGCGGCUGCAGCAUCCGUCCCUUUCCUCUGGACGUCGUUCCAGCGGCAGCGCACGGUGCCCAAGGCGCGGGCCCGCGUCCCGGGGAGCCGGCCGGUGCACAAGGGACCCGGCAAACGGUGUUUCUCCUGGACUGGGACUAGUCGCAGUGCCUCUCAGGCCCUCUCCCUGGACCAAGGUCGUUUGGCUUUGAUAACACUACAUGAUUUUAAAUGCUGCGGAAAGGUGGCGUCUCGACCCUUCACAACUACAACCCAGGAUGUACUGGUGCGUGGGCACUGAGGAAGCUGCCGUUUGCAGAGAGGGCAACAUGGAUCCACAAAAUGGUGCUGUGGACAUGGGCGGCAAACAGUCCACUGUAGGUGACGUCUCCAUACCGCCGACCCCCGUGACAGAUAACAUUCAGGCUGCUUAUAAAAGUGGAGACACCAAUACGGCCCAAGAUCUGAUUAAAACAACAUGCGAGGAGAAUAUAUUACAAGUGGAAAAGUGCCAGCUGCUCAGUAUUGCAGCAGCCUACGGAGAUCUGCAGGCCGUGAGGUAUUUGCUGAAGGACGUCUUGGUGACAUUACCGACGGAGCCCAAUGACGACAACCCAGCGGUGGUGGCUGCGUAUUUUGGGCACGUGGAUGUUGUGAAGGAACUGUUAGACUCCUUGCAUGAUCCCAGCACCUUCCAUCAACUCCUGAAUUGGAUGCUGGCCAUAGCCUGCCGGCAGGGACACUUGGAGAUUGUGAAGCUCUUAAUCCUCACCUACAGUGCUGACCCCGAGUGCUGUGCGGUCAGGAAGAAUGAGUUUCCUGUUCUUAUAAGAUUGCCACUCUAUGCUGCAAUAAAGGCAGGGAAUGAAGACAUCGCCGUGUUUCUGCUGCAGAAUGGGGCUUCCUUUUGCUCUUACAUCCUGAUGGACAGCCCUGAUUCGAGCAAGCAACUGCUGAGGAAAUAUUUCAUUGAAACGAACCUGCACCUCGGUAAUGCUUCAGCAAGAACGCUCCUUCGUGUGAGCUGGACGAACUUCAGACUGCCGUGGGUGGACUUGGACUGGCUGAUUGACAUCUCGUGCCAGAUCACCGAGCUCGAUCUCUCUGCCAAUUGCCUGGUCACCCUCCCGUCCGUGAUCCCGUGGGGCCUGAUGAACCUCAGGAGGCUGAACCUGUCCAACAACCAGCUGACAGAACUGCCCGGCGUGCAGUUGUCUGACGAAAUCAUAUGUACAAGGUUGCUUGAGGUCGACGUCUCCGUGAACAGGCUCACCACGCUCCCCUCCGGAUUCCUGCAUCUCACAAAACUUCAGAAACUUCUUGCUGCCAAAAAUUACAUGGAGAAGCUGUUUGAAGAGGAAAAUAGUAUGUGUGUGCCCAUGACUGAGCUCAAGUUUCCAUUUGCCAUUCCAGCAACUAAUUGGAUUGGAUUGAGGAAACUGCAAGAGCUGGACGUGUCUGACAACCGCUUAGUGGAGCUGCCCACCGCGUUCCUGUGCUGCCUCAAAUCCCUGAAUGUCCUGCAUGUUUCUAGAAAUAACCUGAAGGUGUUUCCAGACCCCUGGGCCUGCCCCUUGAAAUGCUGUAAAGCAGCUAGGAAUGCCCUGCAGUCCCUCCCAGACACCUUCUCUAUUUUCUGGAAAAAUCACCUGAAAGAGGUGGAUUUUUCUGAAAAUGCAUUAAAAGAAGUUCCUCAGGGGCUCUUCCAGCUUGAGGCUUUGGUGUCUCUGAAGCUGUUGGGAAAUCAGCUGGUGGCGCUGCCUUCUCAAGAGAAGUGGACUUGUAGACAGCUCAAGUCCCUGGAUCUCUCCAGGAAUCAGCUCGGAAAAAACGAAGAAGGAUUUAAAACCAAGCGGAUUGCAUUUUUCACUACAAGAAGCCGACCACGUUCAAGCAUGGAGACAGGUUCCUUCCUGGAGUUUCCUACGUUCCUCAGCGACUCUCUAGAAGUCCUGUAUCUGAACGACAAUCAGUUAGACUUCGUCCCACAGUCCAUUUGCCUUCUGAAAGGUUUAACAGAGCUUUAUUUAGGAAAUAACCCUGGCAUCCGAGAGCUUCCUCCAGAACUUGGACAGCUGGCUAAUCUUUGGCAGCUGGACACCGAGGAACUAAAUAUCAGCAACGUUCCUGCGGAGAUCAGAAAAGAAGGCCCCAAAACAGUGCUGGCGUAUUUACGAGCUCAGCUGCGCAAGGCUGAGAAGUGCAAGCUGAUGAAGAUGAUUGUCGUCGGACCCCCGCGUCAGGGGAAGUCGACACUGAUAGAGAUUUUGCAGACGGGGAAAGUCCCACAGGUGAUGCACAGCGAUGCCACCAUACGGACAACGAAAUGGGAGCUUCAGAAACCUGCCGGGUACAAAGCUAAGGUUGAUUCAGUGGAGCUCAAUGUCUGGGAUAUCGGAGGCCCCGCCAGCAUGUCUACAGUCAAUCAGUGUUUCUUCACAGACAAAGCAUUGUAUAUGGUCGUAUGGAACUUGGCUUUGGGGGAAGAGGCCGUUGCAAACUUGCAGUACUGGUUGUUAAACAUCGAGGCCAAAGCCCCGAAUUCUGUCGUGUUAGUAGUGGGAACGCACCUCGACCUCAUCGAAACAAAAUUUCGGGUGGAAAGGAUAGCCACUCUCCGGGCGUACGUCCUGGCGCUCUGCCGCUCUCCAUCAGGGUCAAGGGCCACUGGCUUUCCAGAUAUCACCUUCAAACACUUACACGAGCUGUCAUGUAAAACCCUUGAAGGCCUCGAUGGGCUCCGCCAGCUGAUCUUCCACGUCACGUGCAACAUGAAGGAUGUCGGCAGCUCCAUUGGAUCGCAGAAGCUCGCGGGGAGACUGAUCCCAAGGAGUUACCUUAGCCUCCAAGAAGCCGUCCUUAUGGAGCAACAGAGAAGAAGUCAGACCGAUGAUGUGCAAUAUCUGACCGACAAACAGAUAGAGCAAAUCUUAGAGCAAACCCCCGGGAAUGACAUCAAGGACUACGAGGACCUGCAAACCGCCAUCAACUUCCUCAUAGAAACAGGGACCUUGCUGCACUUCCCAGACACAAGCCAUGGCCUGAGGAACCUGUAUUUCCUGGAUCCAGUCUGGUUAUCCGAAUGUCUCCAGAGAAUCUUUAACAUUAAGAGCUCCAAGUCCGUUGCUAAGAACGGUGUGAUCAAGGCAGAGGAUUUCAGGAUGUUGUUAGUUGGGACCGGGUUCACCGAACAAACAGAAGAACAGUACUUCCAGUUCCUGGCCAAGUUUGAGAUCGCAUUACCGGUCGCCAAUAACAGCUACCUCCUUCCUCAUCUCCUCCCAGCCAAACCAGCACUAGACAUCCACGGGUUACGACAUCAGACGACCAACACAGUCCAAAGGGUGUUCAAGAUGAGCUUCGUCCCAGUUGGCUUUUGGCAAAGGUUCAUCGCUCGCAUGUUAAUUAGCCUGGCCGAGAUGGACCUCCAGCUGUUUGAAAACAAGAAGAACACCAAGAACAGGAACAAGCAGCUGACCAUCUACAGCUUCACGGGCACUCAGAGGAACCGCUGCAGCACCUUCCGGGUCAAGAGGACCCACACCGUCUACUGGCAGGAGGGGCUCUUCGUUACCUUUGACGGGGGCUACCUCAGUGUGGAAUCGUCCGACGUGAACUGGAAAAAGAAGAAAAGCGGUGGAAUUAAAAUUAUCUGCCAGUCAGAAAUAAGAGAUUUUUCAGCAAUGGCUUUCAUCACGGACCACGUCAAUUCCUUGAUCGAUCAGUGGUUUCCUGCCCUCACAGCUACCGAGAGCGACGGGACUUUGCUGAUGGAACAGUACGUUCCCUGCCACAUCUGUGCCACUUUGAGAGCGGAGGAGAAUGAGGCUGACAAAAAACCAGAUGACGUGCAGUAUUUUAACAUGGAGGACUGUGUCCUAACAGCGAUCGAGCUGGAUUGCAUCGAGUGUCCAAGCCACCCUAAUGUCCCAGUUCCCCUGCAAGAGCUGGUCCCCGAGCUUUUCAUGACUGAUUUUCCUGCUAGGCUCUUCUUGGAAAAUAGCAAACUGGAAUACAGCGAAAAUGAAAUCAAUGUUCUUGGCCAGGGGGGAAGCGGAACGGUUAUAUACCAGGCACGAUACCAAGGAAAACGAGUGGCGGUGAAGAGAUUUCAGAUUAAAAAAUGCAAGAGUUCUCCUAAUUCUGCUGCAGAUACCAUGCUGAAGCACCUGCGUGCCAUGGACGCCAUGAAGAACUUCUCGGAGUUUCGGCAGGAAGCCAGCAUGCUCCAUUCCUUGCAGCACCCGUGCAUCGUGUCCCUGAUCGGCAUUAGCAUCCAUCCCCUCUGCUUUGCCCUGGACUUGGCCCCCUUGGGCAGCCUCACCACCGUCUUAUCCGAAAACUCCAAAGGGGCUUCCUUUGUCCCUUUGGGGCACAUGCUGACGCACAAAAUAGCAUAUCAGAUCGCAGCUGGCCUCACCUACCUGCACAAGAAGAACAUCAUAUUCUGCGACCUGAAGUCAGACAACAUCUUGGUGUGGUCCCUGGACGUUAAAGAGCACAUCAACAUCAAGCUGUCCGACUAUGGGAUUUCCCGGCAGUCCUUCCACGAAGGAGCCCUGGGGGUAGAGGGCACACCUGGUUACCAGGCCCCAGAGAUCAGGCCUCGAAUAGUCUAUGAUGAAAAGGUGGACAUGUUCUCCUAUGGAAUGGUCCUGUACGAGCUGCUGUCUGGCCAGCGGCCCGUGCUCGGACAGCACCAGCUCCAGAUUUCGAAGAAACUUUCCAAAGGGAUCCGUCCGGUCCUGGGGCAGCCGGAGGAGGUGCAGUUCCACAGGAUGCAGGCGCUCAUGAUGGAGUGCUGGGACACAAAGCCGGAGAAGCGUCCAGUGGCCUUUUCUGUUGUGGGGCGCAUGAAGGACCCUGCCUUUGCUACGUUCAUGUACCUGCUGCACUGCGGGAGGCAGUCUGCCUUCUUCUCCUCCCAAGGGCAAGAGUACACCGUGGUGUUCUGGGAUGGGAAGGAAGACACGAGAAACUACACAGUGGUGAAUACAGAGAAGGGACUCAUAGAAGUGGAGAGAAUGAGCUGCCCAGGCAUGAAGUUAUGCUGCCAAUUAAAAGUUCAGAGAGCCCUGUGGACUGCUACUGAGGACCAGAAGAUCUAUAUCUACAGCUUGCAAGGCAUGUGCCCACUGAACACGCCACAAAAGGGUCUGGACACUCCUGCGACUGUGAGCUGCUUCUUAGCAGUGCCUGUUGUGAAAAAGAACUCCUACCUGGUGCUGGCAGGGCUGUCGGACGGACUCGUGGCAGUCUUUUCUGUGGCGCACGGCAUCCCAGAUGACAACUGCUCCUACCUGUGCUCGCAUACCGCGAACCGCUCCAAGUUCAGCAUCGCUGACAGCGACUCUCGGCAGAACCCCUACCCUGUGAAAGCCAUGGAGGUCACAAAUAGUGGGGCAGAGGUCUGGUACAGCAACGGGCCUGGCCUUCUCAUCAUAGACUGCCUGACCAUGGAGAUCAGCAGGAGGCUGGAGCCCUACAGUGCUCCCUCUGUGAUCACAUCCAUCGCGUGCAACUCGGAGUGCCACGGCGAGGAAGUGGUCUGGUGCCUCGAUGACCGGACCAACUUUCUGGUGAUGUACCACGUGACCAGCUACCAGCUCUGCGCGCGGUACUACUGCGGAGACUGCAGCCCUUUAAGGGAUAUGUUCACCAUUCAGGAGCCUUUUGUAGGGAUCCCUGCUACCACAACGAUAGCCCAUAAGGUGCAGGAGGGGAACUCGUUGACUGAUAUGAGCAUCAUAUACAGCCAGGAAGUUGGCACGCAGAUACUGAACCACCAGGACUCGCUCACGGACUACUGCUCCAUGUCGUCUUACUCCUCCUCCCCUCCCCAUCAAAUCACAAGGUCCUUCUCCAGCCUGCCGAGCUCGCCGGCGAGCUCAUCCAGUGUCCCUUUCUCCACAGACUGCGAGGAGGCCGACAAGUGUCAUGAGCUGACGCCGCCCUUGGACCCAGCUGAUAGCAAUGCUUCACAAGCAAGCGAUAACACGCGGCGUCUCCAAGCCGUGACGAUUCUUCCAGUGAAAGACCUCAUCUGGAUCCCCAGGCGGGGCGGAGAUAUCAUUAUCAUCGGGCUGGAGAAGGAGUCCGGCAUGCAGCGUGGCAGAGUGAUCGCCGUGCUGAAGGCUGGAGAACUGGCUUCCCACGGGGCGCUGGUCGAGGCUGCUGUCGUAGCAAGGGACACUGUCGUGUGCUGCUUUGAGAACGAGACGGCGGAGUGGUGCCUGGCUGUCUGGAGGAGCUGGGGGGCCAGAGACUUCGACGUUUUCUACCAGUCCUACGAGGAGCUGGGGCGGCUGGAGGCCUGCAUGCGGAAGAGAAGAUAGUGCCGGUGGGAUGGCCGAACGGAGCCUCAGGACGCAGGAACUGACACUUGUGUGCUCCAGCCCGGGCACUUUUGGACUCUGGAGGAGGGCUGGGGCUUUCACGUUUGCUGCUAAGACGUACUGGUGGGUUCAUCCCACGGUGUGCUUGCUGCAGAGGCAGGCAGAAGGCCAAAGCAGACAGCUUGUGUGCUGUUUGCCUCUCUCUUCAGCAGGGGAUGGAGAGGCCUGAACACCUGGAUGUGGGUGAUCUCUCAUCUAUAGUGUGCUACGGGCUGAGAAUCACUACACCACCGAUUCUCAACUGGAGUACUGGGGUACCCUGGGGUGCCUUGAAACACCCUUCAAGGAAGGCAUAGGGUACCAUGCGGCAUUAGCACGGUUGGGGUGCACACACAAUUCCCAGGAUAAUCCCCACGAGUUCAAAUAGGAAUCCACAGUGCUAGAAGCAUGCUGCCCUGCCAUGGGCUUGCUGAGCUCUUUGCAACAGAGGAGCUGCUCUGUUAUUUUUCCAUAGAUGAAAAAUGAGUGAAAGCAAAGAGCUGGCAGUUUCCAAGGGGAACUUGAGCUGAACAAAGCAGGUCUGGAGUCUAAAAAGAUUGAGAACCACUAUUCUACACCCGUCUCCUGCCUUCCCCACAUAAUACUGAAGCCCAAAUGCUGGGUUUCUUGGCAGAAAUGGAGGCUUUUCCUUUCUCUUGAGCCUCUCUUUCUGCAUUUUUAAAUCCCCACCCCCACACACACAUGUCCAGGCUGCUGCUAUAUUUACACCUUUGGUCCUCAGCCAGGAGUGCUUUACUAACUACCAAGGGAUGCGACUCUCCUCCUCAGAGCCCAAGAGCACUACACAGGACUCUGCCAGCCCUGGGGGUGUCCAUAUUGCUGUCCCAGCAGGGAGGGCCGUGACCCCAGCCAGCUUGCAUCCCGUCCCAGAUUCAACCUACAUGCAGCAGCAGGGCAUUACGUCCACACUCAUUUACUGGCUUCACAAGUAGGUUUUUGCAGCCUACUCCGAACACCACAAAAACAGGGUAAACUAUUGCUUCCAUUUGCUGUGGGAUCGAGUGGACAGAUGAAACAGUUGCAGCUGAUUAGCUUUAUAGGCAGGUCUCUACUUUUAAUCAGUAUGAUUGGUUUUUCUAUCCAUGCCCUAAAGCUAGGUUGGAAUGACCCUGCAGCAACCCAGUGUAGAUGCUUCUGCUCAGUGCAUGAGAGCCCAGCAAUCACUCUUGGCGGCUGAGUGUAGUGUUGGUUAAUAAAAGAUGCCGUGAUACAGUAUUACUGUGAGACACCCAAAGAUAUCCGCCGGCCGUGAAUGCUGCGGUCUCGGUACACAUACGGGCCAUUUCACUGCACUGCUGCAGAGGAAACUGUAACCAGAGUCGGAUGCAAAGCAGACUACAUCAGCACUGCACACGCUUUACCUUUUUGUAAAGAGAAGGAAUCGUGUCGUCAGCAGGACUUGUCCUGCUGGCAUGUUUCUUUGUAAAUAAAUGUGGAAGGAACUGGAACAGAAACUCAGUUUGUCUGUGCAGAAAGGGGUGCAUGCGGAGCUCAAAAUAGCACUUCUUUUACACCUCACCGCUGGACCUAGGAAGACACUAUCCUGGCUAGCCCAUGGCACAUGAAUGUAGACAGCAAGAUCAGGGCAUAAACCUGGAAGAAAUUACUUUGCUUGCAGUCAGACAGGCAUGACAAACAGAGUCCCAGUUUGUGCAGGGGCAAACCUCCGCGGGCCAGGGGUUGGGCUGCCUUGCUUUUUGGGGUUGAGAGGCUUUUCAAAUCCAGACAACUUGAGCUGUCCCAAGUGAACCUGUUCAUGUGUCCACAACCUCAGCUGUCACAAUCGGGUGCAACAGAGUGUAAAGAGUGAAGCAGCUCCCGGAAGGUGAGCGCACACAGUGCACCAAUGUGUUUUUAACUGUGAGAAACUCAUGCUAAGUUUGAGCAGGUGCCUGAGGCUGGUGGAGGCAGGCUUAGCAGGUGAGAUGCCAGAUGUGCUCUGGCUUCAAACUGCUGAAAAAUAACUUCCAGCAAAAAUAAAAUGUCUCUCAAACUAAA